Messenger RNA from Mollisia scopiformis, 707 nucleotides. RefSeq lists its product as uncharacterized. The coding region runs from base 1 to 618 and encodes 205 amino acids. NCBI's taxonomy places the organism in Eukaryota, Fungi, Ascomycota, Leotiomycetes, Helotiales, Mollisiaceae. The record is from RefSeq and is a predicted model, not a curated record. The transcript has 5 exons.
AUGAAAAUGCUUGCCCCAAUUUGUGUUGUAUUGUUUUGUGUUUUGAUGAAGCAAGCUUUUGGGAAACCACACGCUAGUAGUUCCUCCAAUCCAACUACGGUAUCGAGGUCGUUCGCGAAACUAAACGUCCGGGAUGGGACUCCCGCAUACAGUAGAUUGAUGCAUUAUCGUUGCAAUACAAACAUGAGACUCACCGAGGCUGUUGCUUGGGCUGAAGCUGAUGUUUUGUCUAGCAAGGCAAACCCGAUCCGAAAUCAAGAAUUCCUUCGUCAUAAUGAGCUGAAUGAGAUCUUUGUGUACAUCUACUGUGAUGAGAAGGACAAUCCGGAUGACUUCUACGACGAUGAACCCAAUUGUUCGAAGGAGGAGAAGACAUGCUGUUUCCCUGGUGAUACUGCCUACUCGAUGAGUGAGCCUGGGAUUUUCUGGGUAGGAAAUAUACGUCAAUCGCAAUUACAGUUCUUUACCAGGCCAACCCUGAGCGAGCAAGUCAGAUGGCUCAAAGGGAAUCCUGAGUCCGCGACCGACAUCAACAAACUUUAUCGGAAUUCAGGAGCAACAUACUUUCACGAAGUACUCCAUUACACACCUACAAUUGGAGACAAGAUCUGGGAUUAGGCUUAUGGGCCUGCCGCAGUAAUAAAGCUAGCUUCUGAUCGAAACACAAAAUGGGCAUCCGACAACGCGGAGUCGUUCAUGAUGGCUGG